AUGACCCGUAGAGACGAACUGGCUAGCCAGCAUGAACCAUUUGGAGACGCAUACUACUUCGGCCCAGAAUGCGUCAGUGAGCGCUUCAAGGACGACCCUGCUCGCCGCGAAGAAAGUGGUGUAUCGGAUGCCACGUUCAAGAGCGUACUAGAAGGAUUUGACGAGGUGGCAAGACAGGUUCGCUUUCUCUCAUGUGCAAAUCUGUGUUCUUCCGCCGGUGUUUCUGAUUUUAUUGUUGUGGGUGGCGGAGCCUGA
Metarhizium robertsii ARSEF 23 is the source of this 255-nucleotide messenger RNA. Its product is annotated as fungal specific transcription factor domain containing protein. NCBI's taxonomy places the organism in Eukaryota, Fungi, Ascomycota, Sordariomycetes, Hypocreales, Clavicipitaceae. The record is from RefSeq and is a predicted model, not a curated record. The transcript has a single exon. Bases 1 to 255 code for a protein of 84 amino acids.